This is a messenger RNA of Rana temporaria (common frog), 2570 nucleotides long. RefSeq names its product Wnt family member 5B (gene WNT5B). Lineage: Eukaryota; Metazoa; Chordata; Amphibia; Anura; Ranidae. Gene Ontology annotation, biological process: cell fate commitment; neuron differentiation; canonical Wnt signaling pathway. The transcript is spliced from 5 exons. Gene Ontology annotation, molecular function: frizzled binding; cytokine activity. Gene Ontology annotation, cellular component: extracellular region. Bases 484 to 1602 code for a protein of 372 amino acids. The record is from RefSeq and is a predicted model, not a curated record.
UCUCCGCUCUUCUCUCACUAGUGACACUGGCCGCUCCGGGAAAGUUUCUCAUCUGGAGUGUCAGGGGCCACACAGAAACUCUUAGGGGCCACAGUGUGUAGCCAAGGGCCGGUCCUUACAGCCUGGGCGCACACCUGAAUCCAGGGGCAGCAGAGCAUCUCUUACAAGGGCCACCUUCUGCAGCCAGGAACUACAGAACCCUCCAGGGGCCACAACACAUCUCAGGGGCCAGUCACUGCAAUCGGGGGGCCACACCUGCAGCCAGGGGCCACACUUUGCAGCUGGGCACCCGUGCAUACAUUUAUGGGAACACAUUUAUAGCCAGGAACCACAGAUCACCUUUCAGGGGCCACAGAAGGGCUGUCAGGGGCCAAUUCCAUCGCAGGAGAGUGACUUGGACUUGUGUCUGUGGUAUGACCCCCGGAGCCCGGUGACCCGAGGGUGACAAGGAGAUUACUUUUGUCCUGGGAUCCUGUGCUGGACAUGCAGGCACGUCCGAGUAGCCGGGGAUCCACGGAGCGGCGCUGUCCGGGGGGUAGCAUGAGGGGGAGCCUGCUGCUUCUCACAGCCCUCCUGCCCCUGGUGGGGACCAACUCCUGGUGGUCACUGGCCUUAAACCCAGUACAGAGGCCUGAAUUGUACAUCAUUGGCGCACAGCCGCUGUGCAGUCAGCUGACUGGACUAUCCCCUGGGCAGAGGAAGUUGUGCCAGCUUUAUCAGGACCACAUGGUGUACAUCGGCGAAGGGGCCAAGACGGGCAUCAAGGAAUGCCAGUCCCAGUUCAAGCAACGACGCUGGAAUUGCAGCACGGUGGAUAAUACAUCAGUGUUCGGCCGGGUCAUGCAGAUUGGAAGCAGAGAGGCCGCCUUCACCUAUGCCAUCAGCGCAGCGGGAGUGGUGAAUGCCAUCAGCCGUGCCUGCCGAGAGGGGGAGCUGGCGACUUGUGGCUGCAGCAGGACUGCACGUCCCAAAGACUUGCCCCGAGACUGGCUGUGGGGUGGCUGUGGGGACAAUGUGGAUUAUGGCUACAGGUUCGCCAAAGAGUUUGUGGAUGCUCGAGAGAGAGAGAAAAAUUACCCCAAAGGGUCUGAAGAGCAAUCGCGGGCAUUAAUGAAUCUGCAAAACAAUGAGGCAGGACGCAGGGCUGUGUAUAAGUUGGCUGAUGUGGCCUGCAAGUGUCAUGGCGUUUCGGGUUCCUGUAGCCUGAAAACCUGUUGGCUACAGUUGGCUGACUUCCGCAAGGUGGGCGAAUAUCUGAAGGAGAAAUAUGACAGCGCAGCAGCCAUGAGACUAAACAAGCGCAGCAAAUUGGAACAGGUCAAUCAGCGCUUUAAUGCUCCCACUGCGGACGAUCUCGUCUAUCUAGACACCAGCCCGGACUAUUGCCUGCGCAACGAGACCACGGGCUCCCUUGGCACGCAGGGUCGGCUCUGCAACAAGACCUCAGAGGGUAUGGAUGGGUGUGAACUGAUGUGCUGCGGGCGAGGUUACGACCAGUUCAAGACGGUGCAGGUCGAGCGUUGCCACUGCAAGUUCCACUGGUGCUGCUUCGUCAAAUGCAAGAAAUGCACGGAAAUUGUAGACCAGUAUGUGUGCAAAUAACACAGCGCUUGCAAGCGACUUGUGCUUCUCUGUGCUGCUCCUAAGCCACCCUUCCCCACAACAACCACGCUCCGCCGUGCCAGCAUCUCCUUCCCCAGCACAAAAACAGAGGCAGAUAUAUAUGUAUAGAGUAUAAAAGUAAAUAUAUAUAUGUAGAUAUAUAUUUUUAUAUGUGUAUAAAGGAAAGGAACUACAUGAAAAGGACUUUGAUUAUGAGGGAUGGACAACACACAGCGGCAAUCUUGAAGGACAUCGCACAUGCGAUAAUGGAGACCAUUGGCUGUCCACAGCUGAUAAAGUGGAAGAGUCUGGAAUCCACGAGGAGUGACUGGGUCGGCUCAGGGAGACAUGAGGUUGGCCAUCAUGAUAUUUCCCUUACCAGCACUUGUCUUGGAGAUUGAUCCAAAAGAGAAAAGGACCCAAAAACCCAAUAGAUCUAUCUCUUUGGGGGCUCAACAGACUGAUCCACCCAUCCCAAAGAACUGAUUGGCCAGUAGGUCACAACGAUCAGCAAAUGGGAUGCAUCUUUUAACCCAAAAAAGGGAAAAGGUCAACUGAUUGAACGCUUUAUUGUGGAUUGAAAUCCCCUCUAUUGGGGCUCAUUUCCAUGCCCUGUUGGUGGAAACCAUAAGCCGCCUUCCAUCGUUGUAGAAGCUGUUCUAAACUGUUGCACUAUACAUUGAUGUGGAGUAUUUGUACACGCAUUUAUUUCAACUGAUUUCAACACUUUCAAAUAUUUCUGCAGCAAGCAUCAUCUAUCGAUAAAUGUACCUACCACCACCCCUCUGUUUCCAUCCGACUGUCAUCCGAUCCACCAGACGUAUGGGGAAUGGAUCUCCUUCUGUCUUUUUAGCAGACAGGAUUGGAUGUCGGCAGUUGUCAAUGGACACAUGUCCCUGUUGACAUCCGCUGCUCCAUAGAAAGCAAUGGAUGGCCGGAUUUCCACUCUCCCCAGUAGGACACAGGCA